Molecule: messenger RNA, 842 nt
Organism: Drosophila takahashii
Lineage: Eukaryota; Metazoa; Arthropoda; Insecta; Diptera; Drosophilidae
Product: RWD domain-containing protein 1
Biological process (GO): cytoplasmic translation
Molecular function (GO): protein binding
Source: RefSeq, a predicted model, not a curated record
CUUAUUUAUUUGUUAAAUUUAUUGAAAUUCCAAGAUGAGCCGGAACUACAAGGAGGAUCAGACCAACGAGGUCGAGGCGCUGGACUCCAUAUACUGCGGCGAAAUGCAGAUUCUCGCCACGGAGCCACACCACAAAUUCCAGAUUCCCAUUGCCACGGAGGAGUACAAUGCGGAGGAGCCCGAGAACGGACUCUGCUGCAAGCUGGUCUUCACCUACACAGCCACCUAUCCGGACGGAGCACCCGUGGUGGAGAUCGAGGAGCCGGAGAACUUUGAGGACUCGUUCGAAACGCGCCUUUUGGAGCACCUCCAAAAAACGAUCGAGGAGCAUCUGGGCAUGGAGAUGAUCUUCUCGCUGGUUAGCAGCGCCCAGGAGUGGCUGAACGAGCGCUGGGACGAGCACAAGUUCCACCAGGAGGAGCAGCGCGAGCAGAGGCUGCGCGAAGUGGAGGAGGAGGAGCGCAAGAAGUUCGAGGGCACCCGGGUGACGGUGGAGUCCUUCCUCACCUGGAAGCUCGAUUUCGAGGAGUCCACCGGCAUUGCGGCCAAGCGGGAGACGAACAAUGUGUCCAAGAAGCGAACUGGUCGCGAACUCUUCAUGUUGGACACCACGCUCAACGACUCGGACAUCAAGUUCCUUUUGGAGGCGGGCGAAAGCAUUGAGAGCGUCAAAAUUGAUGAGGCUCUGUUCCAGGACCUGGGCGAAUUGGAUCUGGAUGAUGAUGACGAUGAGGAUUGGGUGCCCGGCGCGGAGGACGACGAUGAUUAAGUUAGAUUCUCCAAGGCAUAUUCGUGUGUAUUGUGUAUAUAAACAUUAAAUGCCAACUCGUUUAUUAAUCUAA